AUGGCCUCUGCGCGCGGUGAGCACGACGCCACGGAUGGCGCCGACUUCGGCUUCCGCCGCGUCGGCGAGCACGAGAAGCCGGGGCUCGUCCGCGACCUCUUCGACCGGGUCGCCGGCCGCUACGACCUGAUGAACGACCUGAUGAGCGGCGGCAUCCAUCGCCUCUGGAAGCGGGAGAUGGUGGCGUGGCUCGCGCCCCGCCCCGGCAUGGCCGUGCUCGAUGUGGCGGGCGGCACCGGCGACAUCGCCCGGCGCGUGCUGGCCGCGAUGGAGGGCCAGGGCCGCGUGAUCGUCUGCGAUGCGAGCGAGCAGAUGGUGGACGCGGGCCGCGAGCGCACCUGGAACGCAGGCAUCGUCGGCGGCAUCGACUGGCUGGUGGGCGAUGCCGAGGCGCUGCCGCUGCCGGCGCGCUCGGUGGAUGCCUGCACGAUCGCCUUCGGCAUUCGCAACCUGACCCGGAUCGAGCGCGCGCUGGCCGAAGCCAGGCGUGUGCUCAGGCCCGGCGGGCGCUUCCUCUGCCUCGAGUUCAGCUCCCGCCCGCCCGCCGGCAUCGAACGCCUGUACAACGCUUAUUCCUUCGCUGUCAUUCCGCUGCUCGGCGCGGCGGUGACCGGCCAGCGCGACGCCUACGCCUAUCUGGUGGAGAGCAUUCGGCGCUUUCCCCCGCCCGAGCUGCUCGCCAGCAUGAUGGGCGACGCCGGCUUCGGCGGCGUGCGCGUGCGCCCGCUCUCGGCCGGCAUCGCCACGCUCCAUUCGGGCUGGCGCAUCUAA
Molecule: messenger RNA, 771 nt
Organism: Geodia barretti
Lineage: Eukaryota; Metazoa; Porifera; Demospongiae; Tetractinellida; Geodiidae
Source: the annotation of a GenBank genome assembly